Messenger RNA from Oldenlandia corymbosa var. corymbosa, 1008 nucleotides. The record is from the annotation of a GenBank genome assembly. Lineage: Eukaryota; Viridiplantae; Streptophyta; Magnoliopsida; Gentianales; Rubiaceae.
AUGCUGUCCCUCACUCGUCUUCCCCUGUUCUCUUCCCUUCCUUCCCAAUUUCUCCCUUAUCCCUCCAAAUCAUGCUCCAUACCCGGUUACUCAACCCGCUUUUUCCCUUCCUCGGGGUCUCUCCGGUCACCCCUCCGACCACUGGCGAAGCCACAGCUUCAAGAGCUGAACGAGCAGCCACCACCGGAGCCCGAAGAAGAAGAAGAUAAUGUUAAGGUAUUAGCCGUGGUGCAGAGUAAGUACAACAACAUAGUCAUCCUCGAAACCCCCGAGUCCAGGUUACUGCUUCUCGACCCGACCCACAACGUUCACAGCGUCCUCAACAUGAAUGAUUCCCAAUUCUGGACUCAGUCUUAUUGGGACGAGUUCGUCACUCUGCCGGCGGUUGUCCCGGGCGGCCCGAUUGCGAUGCUGGGUCUGGCCGGAGGAACUGCGGCGAGGCUCAUGCUGGAAGUAUGGCCGGAGUUGAGGCUCCAGGGAUGGGAAAUCGACGAGGUCCUGAUUCAUAAAGCAAGACAGUAUCUGGGGCUGGCUGAUCUCGAGAAGGGUACCGAUGCCGGCGGGUGUUUAGAAGUCUGCGUGGGUGACGCACUUUCCGGGUCGUCCACCGUUGCCGGAGGAUAUGCCGGGAUAGUGGUGGACCUGUUCGGAGAAGGCAGGGUGUUACCGGAGCUGGAAGAUGCCCAAACGUGGGUCCAGAUAAAGGAAAGAUUGAUGCCCGGUGGUCGGAUAAUGGUGAAUUGCGGCGGGAUUUCUGAUGAAAAACCAGCGGGGUUUGGAUUGGGUUGGGAACGGAACAACGCGAUUAGAGCAAUGAAGGAAGUGUUUCCGGCGGGAGAAUUGCAUUGGAAGAAGAUCCCGGCGGGGGAUACGGUGGAGAUGGGUGGUUACGUGAAUUUCAUGGCGCUAACAGGGGCCCUUCCGGAUUGGGAUGAUUGGGUUAAUGCCCUUCCUGUUCCACAUCGCAAAUAUUUGAGCUCCAGUGUUCAUCAAUGGCAGACUUGCUAA